UUGUUUUUUCUAUUCAACUUGACUGACUCCGCUUAUGACAAACAAAAGCAGAACCGAACACCUUUGACUUGCAGACGGGGAUCUAGCAGACCAACGACCAUAGUUUUCAACAAAUGUACUGCUCUAUGAACGAAAUCCUUGUGUUAAUUACUGUGGCAGUAAACCAUGGGGAAAGAGUCCAAAUCAUGGCUGAUCAACAUUGUUUUCGGUUUCCGUGGCGCACAGUCCAGCUGCGCUUAUGAUUUAGAAAUUUCUUUUUGGUAGUUUUUGUAUCUUAUAUAUUCUGCGCACUGUGAAAUAACACGAUAAUGGAUAAUUCCACCCUGCUAGAGAUUUCCGGGUCUGCAGAUGACGAACCGGAAGUGGAUCUGGACACGCAUUCGCUGCAGUAUGGCGGCCAUCCCAGACCUCGGACGGUCCUAUUCGUCUUCGUGACAAUUUGCAUAGGCAUUACGAUGCAAGUGCUGCAGCCAAGAAUUCCCAUACCUUAUACAGUUGUUAUUUUACUAAUUGGAAUCUUUUACGGAGUGCUUUCAACAUUUGUUCAUAAGCCUUUAGCGGAGUACACAGAAAUCGUUUAUUUGGAUCCUCACUGGAUACUGCAAAUUUUUCUUCCGGUUUUAUUGUUCGAGUCCGCUUUUACAUUGGACUUUCGAAUCUUCAGAAAAUUAAUGGGACAAAUUCUCAUUUUAGCUACUGGAGGUCUAGCUGUUGCUACCUGUUUGACAGCUGUAGUCGCUAAAUUUACACUUGGAACCGACUGGACAUGGCUAUCGUGUUGUAUGUUCGGAGCGCUGAUUUCCGCUACUGAUCCUGUGGCAGUGGUGGCCUUGUUAAAAAAUGUUGGAACAACACCAGAACUGAGUGUUGUCCUGGAAGGCGAAUCACUUCUGAAUGAUGGAACUGCAAUAAUUUUAUUUAACGUAUUCCUAGCGCUCAGCAUUCCUCAAGACGAUUUCAGCGGCGAGUGGUUAGCAAUAAAUUCCGUGUUGAUGGUGGCGGGCGGUCCUUUGUUUGGUUUUAUAUGCGGAAAAAUCGCGACAUUUUGUAUAUCCAGCAUCUCCAAUGAUGCCAUUCUGGAGACAUCCAUUACGUUGGCUGCCGCAUACCUGACAUACUACAUCAGCGAGGUUCUUAACAUUUCUGGGGUGCUGGCGGUGGUCGUGCUGGGACUACUAAUGAACUACGAAGGAACUGUUAUCAGUCCGGAAGUUGAACCUUUAGUGCAUGAAUUCUGGAAUACGGUGACUUAUCUAGCAAACACAUUGAUAUUCGCUAUAGUCGGAAUCACGAUCUCCGAACGCGGAUUGUCGUAUUUCACCGGCAUGGACUGCUUGAAUUUAUCCAUAUUGUACAUUUCCGUCGUUGUCAUCCGUGUAAUCAGUAUCGGUGUAUUUGUGCCAUUAAUUCGCUAUAUCCAGCCGUCAAAACGAUACGAAUGGAAAUCAGUGUUGGUGAUGUCAUGGGGAGGAUUACGCGGCGCAGUCAGUCUUGCGCUGGCUAUUUCCGUUAAUCUGGAUCAACGCAUCGAUCAACAUGUAAUAGGUUCCAAGGUCCUAAUCCACACAAUUGGAAUCGUUCUGCUGACCUUGUGCAUUAAUGGAACCACCACCGCGAAACUGUUGCAGUUAUUGGGGAUGGAUCGCGUCUCGGAAAGUAGAUUAUACUCGGUGGAUAAUGCUAUUAAUCACAUCCUGGGUGUUCGAGCUAACGAAAUUGCAGUUCUUAAACAUGAUCAUUUUCUUGCGGAUACGAACUGGGAAGACGUGAUCAGCAGCACUAACUUACCGAAUCCAUAUCGGAAGAAUAAAAGGAAAAAGCGGCACCGCAAAGGACCCCAGUCUCCAACACCAACCGUACCAACAUGUACAGAAGUCCCUUCGUCUACCCAUACAUGUAGUUCGGUGAUUAGCACCAUAAUCCCAUCGGAACAGGAUUUUCAGUUCACUCGUACCGUAUGGCUGACAUUGCUGAAAAGAAGCUUUUGGGAGCAAUUUGAAAGCGGUCUAAUAUCUCGCCAUGCCUUUCGCUUCCUGGCAGGAUGCGUGGACAGUGUACUGGUCGAUCCGAGCAGCAGUACAAUCAGCGCUGAUUUGAUUACCGCACGGUGGCGAAUCGGCCAUAAACUAAACUACUGCCAAAAAAUCCUUCACAAAUUGACUGGACAUGUACCCACAGCAUCGGAGCCGGAACAGUCUGCGGAUGCUAAAUGUCCCCGGAAAGCGUACCGACAUCUCGCCAGAUCGGUCGUCCAUACGUACUGGUUUACCUCGCUUUUAUACGUUACCAUAACCAUUCAUGUGACAGCGGCCAUUGUUAAUUUGGCUCUUAACUGGCACGGACAUCAUCUGAAUGAAGACUUCUUUCAUGAAAAUAUUUAUUUUGUUGUGGCCAAUGGAUUUUUUUGUCUUAUUUAUAUUAUGGAAAUUGCUUUAAACAUUUGCGCAUUCGGAUUCCUCAUCUUCUGUAGCAGAUUGUGGAAUAAAUUAGAGAUUCUCAUAGUGUCCAUUUUACUAGUGGAUUUGUGUUUGGAUAUUUACGUACUGGCCUACGGGGAUGGCGGUACUCCAAUACACAAAGCGAUGUUGCGGUUUUUUGAUGUUUUAAGCCUUUUGAGGGUGCUUCGCGGAAUUCGGCUACUUAAGGUUAUUUUCCCUAUGAUUGGAAAGAUAAUGGAUGGCUUGGUUACGCACCGCUUGAUGCAUGGCUUCGAUAUUGGCAAAGCCUUCAUCAUUGGCCAAGGAGAAGCCACGCGAAUGGCAAGGAAUAUCAUUCGCAACGACGAUGCAUUGUCGCACUUACAGGAAUCAGCAGAAGAAGCCGAAAAGGAAGUUUGGAGAGACCUUGGGAUUCUUUUGGCGGAAAGACCGGACAUUGCAAAGGCAGCGAAAAAGCGUUAUGUUCUGCGUAAAGUUCUGCAUAGUAUGCGAGCAGAUGUAAAAGAUCUGCGGUCCAAAGGCCUUCUUGACGACAAAACAGCGCUGAUUUUCCGAAAUACCCUUGAAGUUAAGAUGGACAAAGCCUCGCAUGUACCGUAUCGAGCCACAAACGCGGAUGACCUUUUGAAACAGGUUGACUGGAUUCAGAGCGAGCCUUUAAUUCGGGCAUUUUUGUUGGUGCGAUCGACUAUUUCAAAAUUUUCCAAGCGGCAAAAAAUUCUGUUAGCCGGCCAGGAACCUUUUGGCGUUAUUGUGAUAGUUUCUGGAAUAAUAAAGUCCAUUUUGGUUCGUACCCUCAGUCCAUCUCAAAAAAUGAUCGAAGAGGAGGAAUCGCUAACGUCUGGAUGCGUCAUAGGCGAUUAUCAAAUUCUAUCCGGUAAAAGGUCAUCCACAACAUUCCUCUGCCAAACUAACGUUCAGGCUAUUACAAUUCCGAAAGGCGUCAUGGAGCUCGCUAUUGUAGAAUUUCCUUGCCUUCGCCAGAGUAUGUGGAACGUUUGGGGAUUUCGCCUGGUUUUGCAUUUAUUAUUAGAUCAACCAACAUUCCAGCAUUAUUCAAUUGACCAACUGAGACGAAAAGUUGCCAAAGGUCACGCAGUGCUAGUCGACAAGGAGGUUUGUCGACUCCAACCCAGUUGGGAAUUAAUUGUUUUAGUGCAUGGUAAAUGUACUGGAUUUCCUCAACAAAUUACACUGGAAGGUCCAAAAAUAGUGUCAAACCGGUUCGAAUCGCUUCACUUCGCCAACUCACAAUUCAAACAUUCUGACUGGAGUUCUCAACCGGUUAUCUUCGUCAUCAAACAAGAAUAUGUCAAUGAACAACGAGAACCAGAUACAGAUACUUCGUAUCCCGUCAUCAACAUUCCAGAGUCCCAAGAACGGUUAUUUUUGUAACAAAAUAGUAAACAUUUUUUAAACAAUACUGCGAGAAUAAUAUUCUGCGAUGUCGGAAAUUCUGCGUAGUUUAAAGGCCGUGGAGGGAAUAA
Paramacrobiotus metropolitanus is the source of this 3925-nucleotide messenger RNA. RefSeq lists its product as uncharacterized. Gene Ontology annotation, biological process: proton transmembrane transport. Gene Ontology annotation, molecular function: sodium:proton antiporter activity. The transcript has 21 exons. The coding region runs from base 309 to 3833 and encodes 1174 amino acids. Gene Ontology annotation, cellular component: membrane. The record is from RefSeq and is a predicted model, not a curated record. Lineage: Eukaryota; Metazoa; Tardigrada; Eutardigrada; Parachela; Macrobiotidae.